Molecule: messenger RNA, 1306 nt
Organism: Octopus sinensis (East Asian common octopus)
Lineage: Eukaryota; Metazoa; Mollusca; Cephalopoda; Octopoda; Octopodidae
Product: UDP-glucose 4-epimerase
Exons: 10
Coding region: 181-1221 (346 amino acids)
Biological process (GO): beta-D-galactose catabolic process via UDP-galactose, Leloir pathway
Cellular component (GO): cytosol
Molecular function (GO): UDP-glucose 4-epimerase activity
Source: RefSeq, a predicted model, not a curated record
UCACAACACAAACAAACAUACACAUACAUAUACACACACACACACACACACUCACGUACAACACACAUACAUAUAUACACACAUAUAUAUAUAUAUACACAUAUGUACACAUGCACAAAGUUUGACUUCAGUUAACACGCGCACCAAGACACUAACAGGGAAGAAAAUCUAGUUAUAAAAAUGUCGCAGUGUGUCUUGGUUACAGGGGGAGCUGGUUACAUCGGCUCUCACACAGUUGUGGAACUCCUUAACGCUGGCUACGAGGUCGUUAUCAUUGACAACCUGGUAAAUUCCUCGUUAGAAAGCAUCAAAAGAGUCGAAGAAAUCACCAAGAAAUCCAUCCGUUGUUACAAUGUGGAUCUCCUCGACAAAAUAGGAUUGAAAUCAGUCUUCUCCAAGCACAAGUUCUUCUGUGUCAUUCACCUGGCUGCGCUGAAGGCUGUCGGAGAAUCAUGCGAACUACCUUUACUCUACUACCAGAAUAAUGUUGGCGGUGCCCUCAACUUGUUAGAGGUGAUGACAGAAUUUGAAGUGUUCAGAAUUGUGGUGUCCAGUUCGGCCACGGUCUACGGUGUCCCUCAGGAGUUACCCCUCACCGAAUCCCACCCGACAGGCAGCUGUAUCAACCCAUAUGGACAGACGAAAUACUUCAUCGAGGUCAUAUUAACCGACAUUGCAAAGGCUGACUCACGAUGGAACGCUAUAAUACUGAGAUACUUCAACCCAGUCGGAGCCCACAAGUCCGGCAGGAUUGGCGAAAACCCUAAUGGUACCCCUAACAAUUUGAUGCCCUUCAUAGCCCAGGUGGCUGUGGGUAAACAGAAGGGUGUGAAAGUCUACGGCAAUGACUAUGAUACUCCUGAUGGUACAGGUGUCCGAGACUAUAUCCAUAUUGUUGACCUAGCCAGUGGUCAUGUGUCGGCCGUAGAGAAAGUGAAAGAAGAUUGUGGACUUAAAGUCUACAAUCUUGGAACAGGCUGUGGCUAUUCAGUAUUACAAAUGAUUAAGGCUUUUAAAGAGGCCAGUGGCAAGGAGAUCCCUUACAAGAUAGUGGAACGUCGCAAAGGGGACACGGCCUCGUGUUACGCUGAUCCCGCUCUCGCUGCCAAAGAACUCAAAUGGAAAGCUGUCAGAGACUUGAAGGAAAUGUGUGCCGAUUUAUGGUUAUGGCAGUCAAUGAAUCCAGACGGGUAUGAGACUACUACGGAAAAGAAACAAUAGACCGCAGUUGUCCUGACCCGACCCGACCCGACCCGACCUCAGUAUGACCUGGAUUGAUCUCUCUGCUGACCUUACCAAACCAAAA